This is a messenger RNA of Microthlaspi erraticum, 3153 nucleotides long. NCBI's taxonomy places the organism in Eukaryota, Viridiplantae, Streptophyta, Magnoliopsida, Brassicales, Brassicaceae. The record is from the annotation of a GenBank genome assembly.
AUGGCUGAUCUUGUGAGCUACGGUUAUGUCGAGCGAGACAUCGAACAGGCUCUGAUUGCUUUGAAGAAAGGUGCUCAGCUCCUGAAAUAUGGCCGGAAAGGAAAGCCUAAGUUUUGCCCCUUUAGGCUCUCCAAUGAUGAGACCUCUUUGAUCUGGAUUUCAAAUGGUGGAGAGAAACGCUUGAAGCUAGCUACUGUAUCUAAGAUUGUUCCAGGACAAAGAACUGCUGUUUUCCAACGUUACCUUCGCCCUGAAAAGGACUAUUUAUCUUUCUCUCUCGUAUACUCCAACAGGAAGAGGACUCUUGACGUGAUUUGCAAAGACAAAGUUGAGGCAGAGGUUUGGAUUGCAGGCCUAAAAGCCUUGAUAGCUGGUCAGUGUGGCCGUGCUAAAAUCGACGGCUGGAGUGACGGAGGCCUCUCUGUUGCCGACAGCAGAGACUUGACAUUAGGCAGUCCUACAAACAGCUCGGUGUGUGCUUCUGUUCUCGAGACGCCUUACAAUUCAACCACUUACUCCAAGUCUUCAAGAACUGAGAACUCCGUGAGCUCUGAGAGGUCACAUGUGGCGUCGGAUAUCAGCCCAAACAUGUUAGUACGAGGACCUGGAUCAGACGUGUUCCGGGUUAGUGUCUCUAGCGUUCAAAGCGCAACAAGCAGUCACGGCUCUGCUCCAGAUGAUUGUGAUGCAUUAGGUGAUGUUUACAUAUGGGGUGAAGUGCCGUGUGAUAAGAACGCCAAGUUUUUAGGCUCAAAGUCUGAUGUUCUUGUUCCGAAGCCGUUGGAAUCUAAUGUAGCUCUGGAUGUCCAUCACAUAUCGUGUGGUGUUAAGCACGCUGCUCUAGUGUCUAGACAAGGCGAGGUGUUUACUUGGGGUGAAGAAUCAGGAGGACGUCUCGGCCAUGGAAUGGGGAAAGAUGUGACUGGUCCACAGCUUGUAGAGUCUCUAGCUGUGUCUUCUGUUGAUUUUGUUGCCUGUGGUGAGUAUCAUACCUGCGCUGUGACAAUGACUGGAGAGAUUUACACUUGGGGUGAUGGAACACACAAUGCAGGACUUCUUGGACAUGGUACUGAUGUAAGCCACUGGAUACCAAAGAGAGUCUCAGGUCCUCUUGAAGGUCUUCGAAUCGCUUCUGUGUCCUGUGGACCUUGGCACACUGCUUUGAUAACUUCGACUGGACAUCUCUUCACUUUUGGGGACGGGACGUUUGGUGUGUUAGGCCAUGGUGAUAGAGAAACCGUUUUUUACCCGAGAGAAGUCGAGUCUUUAUCCGGUUUGAGGACUAUAGCCGUUGCCUGUGGUGUAUGGCACGCUGCUGCAGUAGUGGAAGUCAUUGUGACUCAGUCAAGUUCGAGUGUUUGUUCAGGAAAGCUUUUCACUUGGGGUGAUGGUGACAAGAGCCGUCUUGGCCAUGGAGAUAAAGAGCCUCGGCUUAAACCAACAUGUGUAUCAGCUCUGAUUGAUCAUAACUUCCACAGAGUUGCUUGUGGACAUAGUUUAACCGUUGGGUUAACCACGUCCGGGAAAGUUUUCACGAUGGGAAGUACGGUUUACGGUCAGCUAGGGAAUCCAAAUGCUGAUGGGAAGCUUCCUUGCUUAGUAGAGGAUGAUAAACUAAGUAAUGAUCACUGUGUUGAAGAAGUAGCUUGUGGAGCUUAUCAUGUGGCGGUGUUAACAUCUCGGAACGAAGUGUUUACAUGGGGGAAAGGCGCCAACGGGAGGUUAGGCCAUGGAGAUGUUGAAGAUCGUAAAGCGCCAACUCUUGUUGAUGCUUUGAAAGAGAGACAUGUCAAGUAUGUUUCAUGUGGUGCAAACUUUACAGCAGCGAUAUGUCUUCAUAAAUGGGUCUCUGGUAGUGAGCAGUCUCAAUGCUCAGCUUGUAGGCAAGCGUUCGGAUUCACAAGGAAGAGUCACAACUGUUACAACUGUGGGCUUGUCCAUUGCCAUUCUUGCAGCUCCAAAAAGUCGAUGAAAGCUUCUUUAGCUCCUAAUCCGGGGAAGCCUUACCGCGUCUGCGAUUCUUGUUACUCCAAACUGAGUAAAGUCUCUGAAGCCAAGAACGUUAUGCCACGUCUCUCCGGUGAGAACAAGGACAGGUUGGAUAAAACUGAGCUGAGACUGGCGAAAUCUGGAAUACCUUCAAAGAUAGAUAUGAUCAAGCAGCUUGAUAGCAGAGCAGCUAGGCAAGGAAAGAGAGGAGGAGACACGUUCUCUCUCGUCCGCACUUCUCAAACGCCUCUGUUGCAGCUUAAGGACGCUUUGAGUCGUGGACCAUUGAAACCAGCCGUGACUCCUUCUGGCUCAAGAUCUGUUUCACCGUUCUCAAGAAGAUCGAGUCCUCCUCGUUCUGUUACUCCCAUUCCUACAACCGCUGGUCUUGCCUUCUCAACGAGUAUCACUGAGAGUUUGAAGAAGACUAAUGAGCUUCUGAAUCAAGAAGUUGUUAGAUUGCGCGCUCAGGCCGAGAGCAUGAGGCACAGAUGUGAGGUGCAAGAGUUUGAAGUCAAGAAAUCUGUGAAGAAAGUGCAAGAAGCGAUGAAACUUGCAACAGAGGAAUCCACCAAAUCAGAAGCUGCCAAAGAAGUUAUCAAAUCACUUACAUCACAGCUGAAAGAUAUAGUUGAGCUGCUACCACCAGGUGCGUACGAAACUGAGACAACACGGACGGCUAAUUUGCUUAACCGGUUUGAGCAAAACGGGUUCCACUUUGCUAAUGGACAACAACGUCCGUCGCGGUCUGAUUCAAUGAGCGACACCUCUCUUGCAUCGCCCUGGAGAAACUCUCCUUCGCCGAGAAACACAGAUGCAAGCAUGGGGAGAGACGAGCUUCAAAGCGACGGUGUUCGGAUCAGUAACGGUUUCUCAGAAGAUGGUGACACCACUCGGAGAAACUCGAGAACCUCUGCAGCGUCAACGUCCAAUGCUUCACAAGUGGAAGCUGAGUGGAUCGAACAGUACGAGCCUGGUGUUUAUAUAACACUGCUGGCUCUUGGCGAUGGAACUAGAGAUCUCAAACGUGUGCGGUUUAGUCGGAGAAGAUUCAGGGAGCAACAAGCAGAGGCAUGGUGGUCUGAGAAUCGUGAAAGAGUGUAUGAGAAGUACAACAUUCGUGGUACGGAUAGGUCAAGUGUGCAGUCUCAGUUUCAGUCAUGA